Molecule: messenger RNA, 2550 nt
Organism: Gadus chalcogrammus (walleye pollock)
Lineage: Eukaryota; Metazoa; Chordata; Actinopteri; Gadiformes; Gadidae
Gene: neu1
Product: neuraminidase 1
Exons: 6
Coding region: 208-1386 (392 amino acids)
Biological process (GO): oligosaccharide catabolic process; ganglioside catabolic process
Cellular component (GO): lysosome; membrane; cytoplasm
Molecular function (GO): exo-alpha-sialidase activity
Source: RefSeq, a predicted model, not a curated record
GAAGCUCACGUGAUCGUCGGCUCACAUCACAUGACGGAGACAUAAGUGGGAAGCCCGGAACCGCAAACAUACACAAACACCGAUCGCCUAGCUUCAGUUUAAAGUUUGAUUUCUGCCGCACGCACAGAAGAAUAACAUGCUCCGGGGAAUGCUAUGAACCGAUCUUAUACGUAUAUAACACAGUGACUUGACGAACGGGAGUCUAACAUGGGGAUCCUCGCCAACCUGAGUCUAUUACUCCCUUUCCUGCAGGUUUGCUGUGGUGUGGGGUCUCAUUUCAACAAAAAGCUGAAGUUGCAGUCUUUUCCCCUGCUCAGUCCGCUGGUGGUCGAGGAGCAGUUGUUGUGGGUGAGUAAUGCAACCGCGGGGGUCAACACGUUUCGCAUCCCCCUGCUCACCUUCACGCCGAAGGGGAGCCUGCUGGCCUUCUGCGAGGCCAGGAAGUUCUCCUACAGCGACACGGAAGCCAAGUUCUUCGCCGUGAAGAGAUCCGUAGACAAGGGCUCCACCUGGUCCCCCAUGUCCUUCAUCCUGGACGACGGCCCGCAGGUGGACGGUCUGAACCUCGGCGUGGUGGUGGUGGACGAGAAGGCCCAGUCGGUCAUACUGGUGUACACCGUCUGCUUCCACCAAUACAAGUGCAGCACGUCCAGCGUGAUGAUGGUGGAGAGCCUGGACGACGGCCUCUCCUGGACCCGGCCCCGCAACCUCUCCGAGCAGCUCGGGGUGAAGAGCUUCGCCCCCGGGCCCGGGUUAGGUCUCCAGAAGCGCCACGCCCCUCACAAGGACCGGCUGGUGGUGUGCGGACACGGGACCCUGAAGGGCGACGGGGUCUUCUGCAUCCUGAGCGACGACAGCGGGAAGACCUGGCGCAACGGCGCCGCGCUGAAGAGCGUCCCCUACAACCAGCCCAAGCAAGCGCUGGACUUCAACCCCGACGAGUGCCAGCCCGUGGAGCUGAGCGACGGCAGCAUCCUGGUGAACGUGAGGAACCAGAACCAAUACCACUGCCACUGUCGCAUGGUGGUCCGCAGUCUGGACGGGGGGGAGACCCUGCCCGUGGAGGAGCUCUUCUUCGACAAGAACCUCAUCGACCCCGCGGUGGCGGCGGGCAUGCUGGAGAAAGAGGGGAGGGUGUUCUUCACCAACCCGGCCCACCCUGAGAAGAGGGUGAACUUCACCCUGCGAUGGUCGCUGACCAACGGCCAAUCCUGGGAGAAGGAUAUGCUCCAGCUAUGGCCGGGUCCCAGCGGCUAUUCCUGCAUGACCACGCUGAACGGCACCACGGAGGACAGGAAAUUCAUCUUCAUCCUCUACGAGCGAGGCAAACGAGACUCUGUGGAGACUGUGGCGUUCGCCAAGGUUGACAUCUACGGGGGUCUCUAGAGGCAGGGAGGUGCAGAGGCAGGGAGGAUAUCCAUGGACAGUACGGGAGGGUCGUGAGGGCACGUUGUUGUUUGGUAUUCAUUGAGAUUUUUUUUAAUGGAGGUCAGUUGUCGCACACUCGCGAUCCAAGCCCUUGUCCUGGACCCGAAGAUAAAAAUAAAAAUAUAGAAAUAAAUGUUUUCACUCAGAUAAAAAAAUAAGCUAAAUAAAGCUAUUAUCAUUGUUUCAGGAAAUUUUUAAAUAGUUGCUUUUUUUUAUCAGACGUUCUCACACCGAAAAAUUCACAUAGGUUGGAUGCACAAUAUGAACACCUAUCAUGUUAUUGUCUUAACUUAAUAACAGAUUUUAAGGGAGCCUUCGUUGAGUUCAUAAAAAUGGAAGAUUGUUGGCGUGAUUCAUUUGGAAGAUGGAGGGAAAGGGACAAGUCUGACUGUGAAUUGAUCAUUAUUUUCCAUAGGGGGGCUGCGUGCCUGGUUACAAAUGGGUUUGUAUGUAGUCAGUCAUUCUAGAUUUUAUCUCAGCCGCUGGUUGAUAAGGAAGGAAUGGCUUGCUUAUGCAUAUGUCUGCGUUUGAUUCAUGUCAAAUAUUUGUAACAUAUUCUGCUGAUGUCAAUUAUUCUUAACUUUUUUUAUUGCACUGGAGGCUAAUCAUUGGAAUGUGCAUUUGCUAAAUCAAUUCAUGACACAAUACAUUCUUGUUUGUUGAUUUGUAGUCAGAAUUUUGGACUGUUUUUCACUACCAUAUUUAUCAGUUUUCUUUCACCUAUACAGUUGCUUGUACAUGUGUGUGGAUAUCGCUUUUUUAUAGAAUAGGACAACAUGCAGAAAUGUGUUCACAAAUGCGUGAGAUGAGAAUAACUUCCAAACCCCAGUUUUGUACAUUAAAUAAAUACAAUUAAGAAUAAUCCAUUAUUUGUAUGACUUUAAACAGCAAGCUUUGCAGUAGUCCUACCUAAUGAUGGCUUUUUUUUUAUUUAUACAAUACAACAUGAUUGAUAGCACAAUUUGAAGAAGAUGGGAACACAAAUGUAUCUCAAUUCUGUAUUUGUAAGCUUUUUGGCCAAGUGCAGGAUGCACUUUUGCCAUGGUUAUAAUGUUAAUAUGAAUAAUUUAAAUUGGAGAUGGAUAUACUUUUUAAAUAAAUAAAGACUAUAUUCAAAACGUU